AUGGAUCCAAAAGGAGGUGCCCCAGAGGAUGGGAAACCGACACUUGACAGAAUCGCCACCGACGUGGGCGACAAAGAGGAGGUAUGCACCGAGUCAUCGACAACUGGAACCACCCAUGUUGACACAGGCACUUCCAUCCCAAGUGAGGUUACGCAGUCGCCAACGGCCAUGUCGACCGCCGUGUCAUCAUGGAGUGCGUCUGAAGAUCGCCAGCUCGGCCAGGGGACCGCUCAGGAUCCCACAGAUCGCGUCUUUCCCAUCCGAUCCGUCAUCAGUGUUGGGGAGCCUGGGCCGAUGGGGAGAAAGUCGAGCGAGCAGGAACCGCGACGGAAGAUGUCGCUUUCAGAGCCAGGACAUACGCCAAUCCCUCCGACCCCAGGUUUCGGCAAUGGGAAACAACUGGAGCUACAUUCGGAGCGUACUCCAUUUGCACGGGGCCGGUCUGCAGUUGCGGCUUCGCUGCCUGUGACUCCGGCAGCCGCUCCGUGGUCGCCGCCCGCUCCCACUGCGCGAGAGCGUCGACAACAGACUGUGUCAGGGUCGCUCUCCAGCAUUCAAGCGGACGCAGAAAGAUACGGCAAUCCCAUACCGCUCUCUCUGGCCGAUUCAUCCGACGAGGAGCAGGCCGUAACCGAAACACCGAGUCGCGCCGAGGAAACCCUAUCAGAACGCAAACCCUCCAUCGCCCCGUCGAUUCCCGACUCGCUCUACACAACUCGCUUCACGCAUGUCAUGACGGACGAGGGACACGCCGUCAUCACGGGGCGGGACGGGAAGCUGCAGCGGUGCGAGGAUGAGCCCAUUCAUACCCCUGGCGCGGUCCAAGGGUUUGGCAUGCUUCUGACUCUGCGUGAAGACGCCGAGGGCCGGUUGCAAGUACGGCACGUCAGUGAAAACUCACAAAAAUUCAUUGGGUACCGACCCCAGGAGCUGUUCGCACUCGACGAUUUUCUGGAUAUCCUCAGCGACGAGCAGGCCGAUAAUCUGCUGGACCAUGUCGACUUCAUUAGAGACGAGGAUGCAGAUCCAGCAACCAACGGUCCCGAGGUCUUCAGUCUGUCUCUCCGCCCGCCAAAUCAUGACAAGUCUGUCAAGCUGUGGUGUGCCAUUCACAUUAACCCGGCACAUCCCAAUCUCAUCGUGUGCGAAUUUGAGUUGGACAAUGACCUUCAAAAUCCAUUACGCCCUGUCGAUGAAGACACGCUUAAUCUGCCAGAGGAUACACUGCAGUCGAACCCGACCUUGGAAGAGCUCACCGAGUCCACCGAGAUUCUGAGCAAACCAUUGCGGGUGUUGAGGAGCGCGCGAAAGCGUAGGGGAGAGGCCGGCGCCAUGCAGGUGUUCGACAUUAUGAGCCAAGUGCAGGAACAGCUCGCCAACGCGCCAAACCUAGAGAUCUUUCUGAAAAUUCUGGUGGGCAUCGUCAAAGAGUUGACAGGUUUUCAUCGCGUCAUGAUUUACCAGUUCGAUUCCAUGUUUAACGGCAAGGUGGUCACGGAGCUUGUCGACCCAGCACUCACCAGGGAUCUGUACAAGGGACUGCAUUUUCCUGCCUCUGACAUUCCGAAACAGGCGCGUGAACUGUACAAGCUCAACAAAGUUCGCCUUCUCUAUGAUCGAGACCUCGAAACGGCCAGAAUUGUGUGCCGGUCGAUAGAGGACCUCGAAGUGCCCCUGGACAUGACCCAUUCCUAUCUCCGGGCCAUGUCACCAAUUCAUCUCAAAUACCUCGCCAACAUGGCUGUUCGCUCCUCCAUGUCGAUAUCGACUAAUGCCUUUGGCGACCUGUGGGGGCUGAUUGCCUGCCACUCGUAUGGCCCCAAGGGCAUGCGAGUCUCGUUUCCCAUCAGGAAGAUGUGCCGGCUGGUCGGCGACACAGUUUCGCGCAACAUUGAACGCCUCUCCUACGCAUCGCGUCUGCAAGCUCGCAAACUGAUCAACACGGUGCCCACCGAACACAACCCGUCGGGCUACAUCAUUGCCUCCUCCGACGACUUGCUCAAGCUCUUCGAUGCCGAUUUUGGAAUGCUUUCUAUUCGAGAAGAGACCAAGAUUCUAGGAAAGGUUGAGCAUUCUCAGGAGGCCCUGGCAAUGCUCGAGUAUCUCCGGCUUCGGAAAUUCACCUCCGUCCUCACCACGCAAGACGUCAAGGUUGACUUUCCCGAUUUGCAUUACCCGCCCGGGUUUCAGGUCAUCGCUGGCCUGCUAUACGUCCCCUUGAGCGUCGGCGGCAAUGAUUUCAUCGUUUUCUUCCGCAGGGGCCAGGUCAAGGAAGUCAAGUGGGCGGGAAAUCCGUACGAGAAAACCUUUAAAGAAGGGACAGAGGCCUACCUCCAGCCGCGGACGAGUUUCAAGGUGUGGAACGAGACCGUGGUGGGCAAGAGCCGAGACUGGUCUGAGGAACAGGUCGAGACGGCCGCAGUGCUGUGCUUGGUCUACGGCAAGUUCAUCGAGGUCUGGCGGCAGAAGGAGGCGGCGCUGCAGAGCAGCCGGCUCACAAGACUCUUGCUGGCAAACUCGGCCCACGAAGUGCGCACGCCGCUCAACGCCAUCAUUAACUACCUCGAGAUCGCGCUGGAAGGCUCCCUGGAUCAGGAAACCAGAGACAAUCUGUCACGUUCCCACUCGGCGUCAAAGUCGUUGAUUUAUGUCAUCAAUGACCUGCUGGAUCUCACCAAAACCGAGGAGGGCCAGGAGCUCGUCAAGGACGAGAUUUUUGACCUGCCAGCCUGCGUCCGGGAAGGGACGGAGCCCUUCAAAAACGACGCCAGGCGGAAGGGCAUUGAAUACGAGUUCAUCGAGCAUCCCGGGCUUCCAAAGUUCGUGUAUGGGGACCAACGUCGCGUCCGACAGGCAGUUGCCAACGUGACAGCGAAUGCCGUGCAGCACACAUCGGCCGGUCAUGUCAGGGUCGAGCUGUACCUGGCCGAACUCCUUGGGCGUCGAGUUCGGGUCGAGAUCGUGGUGCAGGACACGGGCUCGGGUAUGAGCAAUACCCAGCUCGAUGCCUUGUUUAGAGAUCUCGAACAAGUCUCUACGGAUGAGGGUGACGAUAUGUUCAGUCCGCUCGAGGGCGCCCACGACAAGGAAAAGCCGGAAAAGGACAGAACUCUUGGGUUGGGGCUGGCAGUAGUGGCGCGUAUCUUGCGAAACAUGGACGGCCAACUUCGGCUCAAAUCUGAGCCGGGCAAAGGAUCUCGCUUUGUUAUGCAGUUGCCGUUUGAGCUUCCCGAGGAUGCCGCCUCGGCAGACGGGACAGCGACAGCCUUGGGUGCCCUGUCAGAGACUUCCAGAACUGGAUCCGUCGCGGCAGCGUCGACACCUCGACCCACCGACGGAGAGGUCAUCGUCGUCAACAGGGGAAGCGGCGGAUCCACCCAUACCAACCAGUCGAUAUCAGCAAAGAAAAGCUUUGAUGACUCCAAAAGCACGCACAGCCACCGUAGCAUAGCCAGCAAGAGCAGUGCCAAGAGUGGGAUGAGCGACGCCGAACGGUUAAUCGAUGCUAUCCAAACACCCAUCACCUGGGGCGAGUUGGACCCUGAAUUAGCCAAACAACGACGGAGCUCCCGAGGCGCAUAUUACAAUCCACCAGCACCAGGUACCAAAGACGGCCAUGCAACACGCUCUCUGAGCCCUACAGGGCGGGUCAGGCCAUCUGAACCUACUCGGUCAGGCUCUUCUCCCACCAACAUCAAACAGCAGUCACAACCUCUCACCGAACCCCCUGCCUCUCACGAAAGCCCACCGGGAGUGCGGUUCAUCAACGACUCCAGGACCCCGCUGAAACCUGUACGCAUACCAGACGAGUACCACGACAAGCCAUCGCUGCCUCAGCAGAGCGAGAUGUCGGGUAUCCUCUUUGAAAUACCGCCCACCCCUGACGUUCGAGAGGACACCUGGAAGGUUGCCGCCUCGACGAGUGCGGGCGAGGUUGUUGCCACGCCAGGCUUGGAAGUCCUCGUUGCCGAGGACGAUCCGAUCAACCUCAAGGUUUUGAGGAAGCGGUUGGAAAAGGCUGGGCACAAGGUUUCCCAUGCGCUGAACGGCGAAGAUUGCGCGACAAUGUAUGGGGAGAAACCUAGGGGCUAUGAUGUGGUGCUCAUGGAUAUGCAGAUGCCCAUCGUGGACGGCCUUACUAGCACCAAGAUGAUCAGGACAUUCGAGACAUCGAGCAGCCGCCCUCAGCCCCCCGAACUGUCCGCCAUUGCGCAGAACCAUGGGAGAAUACCAAUCAUUGCGGUCUCGGCGAGCUUGGUGGAGAGGGAAAAGGACACGUAUGUUGAUGCGGGAUUUGACGGGUGGAUUCUGAAGCCCAUCGACUUCAAGAGGUUGGAGGAGCUGUUGAAGGGGAUUGUGGAUGAUGGGGUGAGGGAGAGGGCGUUGUAUGUGCCGGGAGAGUGGGAGAGGGGGGGCUGGUUUGCUGCGAGGAGUGGGCAGCAGGAGGCGAUGGUGAAUUAG
Podospora anserina S mat+ is the source of this 4461-nucleotide messenger RNA. RefSeq lists its product as uncharacterized. The transcript is spliced from 2 exons. Gene Ontology annotation, molecular function: phosphorelay sensor kinase activity; protein binding. The record is from RefSeq and is a predicted model, not a curated record. NCBI's taxonomy places the organism in Eukaryota, Fungi, Ascomycota, Sordariomycetes, Sordariales, Podosporaceae. Gene Ontology annotation, biological process: regulation of DNA-templated transcription; phosphorelay signal transduction system; detection of visible light. The coding region runs from base 1 to 4461 and encodes 1486 amino acids.